AUGACUGGCGAGGAGAAAGAGAAAGACGGCGCCGAAGACGCCCCUAUCCAGGACCGGAGGGGCAGUGGCACCUGGUCGGACAACGGGAUCACCUCCGCGGCGUCGUCGAGGGACCUGGACGAGACGUAUGAGGUCUACAAGCAGCAGGACGCUCGGGACGUCGACCCAGACGAGGAGCGCCGGGUACUGCGCAAGAUCGACUGGCAUGUCCUGCCGCUGCUUAUGGGUACCUACAUGCUCCAGUACCUCGAUAAGUCGAGCAUCAACUUCGCGAGUGUGUACGGGCUGGAGAAGGGCACGAAUCUGCACGGGCAGGACUACUCCUGGCUGUCUUCGAUAUUCUACUUUGGCUAUCUAUUCUCUCAGUACCCCGCUGGUUACCUCCUCCAGCGGUUUCCAAUCGGCAAAUUCAUCGGCGUCACCACUCUUGCAUGGGCCAUCCUCGUCCUUACGACGCCGGCGUGCACCAACUUCGCCGGCAUUGCGACGAACCGCUUCCUCUUGGGCGUGACCGAGGCGGUCGUGAACCCAGGGUUCGUGCUCGUCACGUCCAUGUGGUACCGGAAGGCCGAGCAACCGCUGCGGCUGGUGACUUAUUACUGCAUGAAUGGCUUCGCCGGCAUCUUCGGCGGCCUCCUCGGCUACGCCAUCGGCCACAUCACCUCGGGGCUGCCGCAGUGGAUGUACGUCUUCAUCAUCUUUGGCUCCGUCAGCUUCGCGUGGGGCGUCUUGUUUUUGGUCUUCAUGCCCGACCUUCCCUCCACCGCGACCCGCUUCCUGAGCCCGCGCGAGGCCAUCGUCGCCGUCGAGCGCGUCGCCACGAACCGGCAGGGCAUCAAGAACCAGCACUUCAAGAAGUACCAGCUGUGGCAGACCCUCUGGGAUCCCAAGACGUGGAUCCUGUUCGUCAUGGCUAUCGCCGCCCAGAUCCCAAAUGCGGCACAAUCCACCUUCACGUCCAUCAUCCUCAAGACUUUUGGCUUCACCACCCUGCAGACCCAGUACAUGCAGAUCCCCGGCAACGUCAUCCAGAUCGUCUCCCUCCUGGCCUCGGGGUACAUUAGUUCGCGGUGGCCCAACACAAGAUGCCUGGUAAUGAUUUUCGGGAACCUCAUCUGCGUGGUGGCUGGUGGCGUUCUCGUCGGCCUGUCGCCGGGCCCAGAUGGCACUGAAAACAAGUGGGGGAGGCUGGUUGCCAUCUGGCUGUGCUCGUUCCAGUCUGUAGGCUUUAGCAUAAGCCUUACUAUGGUGAGCAGCAAUGUCGCUGGCUACACCAAGAAGCAGCUCACCGGGGCGUUCAUCUUCGUUGGCUACUGCGUUGGGAACAUCAUUGGGCCCCAGACCUUCAGAGACUCGGAAGCACCCUUUUACCACUCUGCCUAUAUAGCGAUUCUCAUCGGCUAUUCUGUCAAGACGAUUAUGGUCGUAGUCUUAUACGGUUACAUGUGGAGCGUGAACAAGAAACGCGACCGCGAAGCCACUGCAGACUCGCGACGCGCCGAGGACCAGGAACGGGAAGCUAUCGAGAAGGGGAUGAGAGACAUGACCGAGAUCGAUAACAAGGGGUUUAGGUACGUCUUGUAG
Molecule: messenger RNA, 1584 nt
Organism: Phialemonium atrogriseum
Lineage: Eukaryota; Fungi; Ascomycota; Sordariomycetes; Cephalothecales; Cephalothecaceae
Product: MFS allantoate transporter-like protein
Exons: 5
Coding region: 1-1584 (527 amino acids)
Biological process (GO): transmembrane transport
Cellular component (GO): membrane
Molecular function (GO): transmembrane transporter activity
Source: RefSeq, a predicted model, not a curated record